AUGACAACCGCAUUCAGAAACAACUGUCGCAAAAUCAUUUGCAUUGGUCGGAAUUAUGCAGACCACAUCACCGAACUCAACAGCGCCAAACCUAAACAGCCCUUCUUCUUCCUCAAGCCCACUUCUUCUCUGCUGCUACCAGGACAGGGUCCCGUCUUACUCCCCAAAGGCGUAAAUGUGCAUUAUGAAGUUGAGCUUGGCCUGGUCAUUGGCAAGACACUAAAAGACCUCGAUCCGGAGGAUCAUCAGGGUGCUUUGGACUCUAUCUCCAGUUACCUCCUCGCAAUCGACAUGACAGCCCGUAACGUGCAAGACGAAGCCAAACGCAAAGGUCUCCCAUGGUCCAUUGCCAAGGGUUUCGACACUUUUUGUCCUAUUAGCAACCUAAUCCCCAAAUCCGCGAUUCCAGACCCGCACAAUGCAUUCCUGCGAUUGUCCGUGGGCGAUCAAGUGCGUCAGGCUGAUAAUACGAAUUUGAUGCUUUAUCAGAUCCCGAGACAGUUAGCUGAUAUUUCGAGGGUUAUGACGCUUGAGGAAGGGGAUUUGGUGUUGACGGGAACGCCGAAGGGGGUGGGCCAGGUGAAGAAUGGUGAGGUUAUGAGGGCGGAGAUUGAGGUGGAUGGGAAGCAGGUGGAGAGAAUUGAGGUGGAGUGUAGAGAUAGGGUGGAGGGGAGGUAUGAGUUUAAGGAGACUUGA
Messenger RNA from Talaromyces amestolkiae, 696 nucleotides. RefSeq lists its product as uncharacterized. Gene Ontology annotation, cellular component: mitochondrion. Gene Ontology annotation, molecular function: acetylpyruvate hydrolase activity. The coding region runs from base 1 to 696 and encodes 231 amino acids. The record is from RefSeq and is a predicted model, not a curated record. Lineage: Eukaryota; Fungi; Ascomycota; Eurotiomycetes; Eurotiales; Trichocomaceae. The transcript is spliced from 3 exons.